UAAUACCCGAUGUAGAGAUUUCCACAAGUCCACCAACGCAGAAACUAGCCAUAGGUACAGCGAUCAAUCUGACUUGUAUGGCGCAGCCAAGGAGUAUUGAUGCAGGAUAUUAUGAUAGAUGGACCAAGUAUAUUCAGUGGUACGAUCCACAGGGCAGGCCAGUUGGACAAAAAUGUGUGCAGGGUAGAAGAAUGGUGUUAAAACUAAGAUGUACAUUAAUGCUCAAAAAGCUGACGGCAGAGAAACUCGGAGGCUACACGUGUGAAGCAGGAAAUCCAUAUCGUAAACACUGCAGGAGAAAAUCAGUCGAAAUUCGUCCGCAAGAAAACCAAAACAUUAACAUUGUUGAAGAUCCGAAGAGUCAACGCGUUUUUAUCAACUCUAAUGUUACUCUGAACUGCACUGCCACCGGUCAACCAAAAGUAACCAUCUUGUGGAUGAAAAAUAAUGAUUCAUAUGCUCUACAAACCAACAAAACCAACCCAAGAGUAGAGGAGAGGAUUAUUUUGUUAGACAACAAAACUGUUCUCAGUCAGCUAUUAUUAACAGCAACUAAUAGGGAAGAUCAUGGAAAAUACCACUGCGUCGCCAAUAACGACAUCGGAAAAAGGAUAUCACGAGUGGCCUUUUUACAGAUAGCAGAUCAAGACGCCCAGUUCAGUCAAAGAUCCAAAGAACCAAAGUGCUCCUGCACUGCCAGUGGUGAUCCCAACCCAAGCAAUUAAUGGCUGAUGGAUAAUGACCCGUAUUUUUGUGCAAUCCAACCUGAUGGCCAAGCUCCAUUGAACUCUUAGUACUAAACCACAAAUACCAAUGCAUUGGUAUUACAGAUUUCCUUUUCAGAAUUACAGAUUUUGAGUUAGUUUCAAAAAUUACAGAUUUCUAUUUCUAUUUCGUUUUGUUUCGUUUCACAAACUACAGUAUGCCCUCGCUACGAAUCAGCAAGAAAUAGAACGAUUGUUAUAUAGUGUGCGAGUACUCUGACCGAACUUCAACUGUUUGCGGUAAGCAGCGACAAUAGGGAAAAUAACGAGAUCCGACAACCUGUUAAUAAACGGUUGACGGUAAAAAUUUAUCCAUUUUAACGACUGACAGUUAAAUUUUUAGACCCUUCCACGGCUGACGGUUAAAACCCAUUGAGACCCAAAUCGUCGAUUUCUAAGACUAGAUUUAAACAACAAAGCCCAGUUGUUCGAAGGCGGAUUAGCGCUGGGAUAGUUUUUCCAAUUCUUUUUUUUGAGCAUUCAAUCAUCAAAUUGUAGACAAAUGCAAUUCAACUGAAUUGUUUUUCGAGGCUUUCAGAUUCGAAAUCAAAUUCCACGCUGUAAGGCUGAUUUUUCUUAACCCAGCUUUGGACAAGCCCCCUGGGGGCUCCUUUAAAUCUUAAUAUCCAUCUCGCAAUUUGUAACUACCAUGAACAACAAGCCCAGACAGAUUCCCAACGUGCAUUGCUUUACAGGCAUCCCACGUAAUUAUAAACGAAAAGGAGAAACUAAAUUGGGAACCAUUUAGUCUUUAUCAACGAUCAAUACUAUCCAAAGUGAAGUCGCCACCAGUGGCGAUUUGACUAAAACGUUUGUUUAGUCAAAAAUAGGACGUGAGGUGUUUUCUUGUUUUCCUUUAUAAUAUUGUAUUAAUUUUUUUUCUUAUCUCUCCUUUGCGUCGACGCCUCUUGACCCCAGCAUAGUCGCACUCUUAGUCAUAUGAAAAAAGGCUUGAGUUUUCUCACACGUGUUUGCCGGUGUGCCCUCGUAGUUUUGUGCAAGUUGUUUCUCGCCCUGAUGUUCAUUAAGUUAUUGUUUAUGUUUAUUUUGUUAUUUUUUUAACUCAUUACUUUAGUUUUUACUGUUUUAUAACCGUUUCUGUAAUCGUUUGCGACCUUCGAUUUACGGUCUAUGAUUCAAUAAAGUUUAUGGCCUACAA
Molecule: messenger RNA, 1923 nt
Organism: Stylophora pistillata
Lineage: Eukaryota; Metazoa; Cnidaria; Anthozoa; Scleractinia; Pocilloporidae
Product: brother of CDO
Biological process (GO): homophilic cell-cell adhesion; synapse organization
Cellular component (GO): neuronal cell body; plasma membrane; axon
Molecular function (GO): axon guidance receptor activity
Source: RefSeq, a predicted model, not a curated record